CGCAAAUGUGUUCAAAAUGGCCGCGCGAUGGUCCGGGUAUCGAUCAAACAAGCAUAAUUUUCCGGAAUUAUAGAUUUUUGUAUUUAUUUUUAAAAUUAUAUGUGUGUAGAAAGUUUGCAUAAUAUUUUCGAAACUAGUCAAAGUUUUCAAAGAAUAGUUUUUGGUUUAUUGGUGGCAUAAUUGAGUUGUAUUUUUUAGAGUUCGGUUUAUUUCGAUUGACUAGGUUAUGUUUACUGUAAUCGAGAAAAAAACAAAACGUUGACAUUGCGUGAAGUAAACAAAAUUAUGCUAUCUCGGAAUUUAUAAGGGAAAAAGAAGUUUAUAUUUGUGAAUUAGAGUGAGAGAUAAAAAAGAAAUGUUUAAAAAUACAUUCCAAAGUGGAUUUCUCUCCAUACUUUAUAGUAUUGGUAGUAAACCUCUACAAAUUUGGGACAAAAAAGUGAGAAAUGGACACAUUAAAAGAAUUACCGACAACGAUAUUCAAAGUUUAGUGCUUGAAAUUCUUGGCAGUAAUGUCAGUACAACUUACAUUACGUGUCCUGCCGAUCCUCGAAAAACUUUGGGAAUUAAAUUGCCAUUUCUUGUAAUGAUAAUCAAAAAUUUAAAAAAGUAUUUUACUUUCGAAGUUCAGGUAAUUGACGACAAAAAUGUUCGACGAAGAUUCAGAGCAAGUAAUUAUCAAUCGACAACGAGAGUGAAACCAUUUAUUUGCACAAUGCCAAUGAGAUUAGACGAUGGAUGGAAUCAAAUACAAUUUAAUCUCGCAGACUUUACACGUCGUGCUUAUGGUACAAAUUAUGUGGAAACAUUGAGAGUUCAAAUUCACGCAAAUUGCAGGAUACGUCGUGUUUAUUUUUCCGAUAGACUUUAUUCAGAGGAUGAAUUACCAGCUGAAUUUAAACUAUUUCUACCAAUUCAAAAUAAAGCCAAGUGUUAAAAAUCGUUUUUAGCUCAAUUCGUCAGCAGUUAUUUGUAUAACGUACAAAAUUUAAUUAAGAGAGUUAGAAAGAUAUCUCAAUUUUUAAGGUAAAGAAACAAAAAAAAAGUGUCCUUCAUAUUUGACUACAUAAUUAUUGAAAAUAAAUUUAUUAUGCGACAAAGUUA
Molecule: messenger RNA, 1104 nt
Organism: Leptopilina heterotoma
Lineage: Eukaryota; Metazoa; Arthropoda; Insecta; Hymenoptera; Figitidae
Gene: Bug22
Product: cilia- and flagella-associated protein 20
Exons: 2
Coding region: 356-937 (193 amino acids)
Biological process (GO): positive regulation of cell motility; cilium assembly; regulation of cilium beat frequency involved in ciliary motility
Cellular component (GO): motile cilium; ciliary basal body
Source: RefSeq, a predicted model, not a curated record